Messenger RNA from Triplophysa dalaica, 5978 nucleotides. RefSeq lists its product as uncharacterized. The transcript is spliced from 2 exons. Gene Ontology annotation, molecular function: nucleic acid binding; zinc ion binding. Bases 897 to 5156 code for a protein of 1419 amino acids. NCBI's taxonomy places the organism in Eukaryota, Metazoa, Chordata, Actinopteri, Cypriniformes, Nemacheilidae. The record is from RefSeq and is a predicted model, not a curated record.
GGUAUUUUGAAUAUAUUUGAAAUACUCAUGUACUUUUAUUUUGACAUUCCGAAAACCGGAAGUAAGCCCCGUAACCAAAGCGCAGGGACCAAGCGCACAUGUAGCGAUUCAUGCUAGUUUAAUUCUUUAUACUCCCUGUUUCAACUGCGUAUAAGUUUAAGUAUAUUUGACUUUGAAGAUUGCUUCUGGGAAAUGACUCUGCCGUUGGUUGAGAAGCAGGCUAAAGUGUUCUACGGUGUUAAAGUGUUAAUAAACAUCUGUGUAUGGAACCGGAGUCUCGCAUUCAAUCGAUGGGCGGCAUAGUAGAACACUACUGCAACGGUAAAGGCUCUGAGCGGACGAAUACGGGCUGGCUGCGACCGCGUGCGGUAAACGAGAGGUCACCUUGUGAAUGGUUCGUGUGAAUCCAAAGGGGCAAGUGGACAAGGCUACACAAGCAAGCACGUCGAAAGGAGUGUGUCGAAAGUAGCGCAAGUACUGCCAUGAUAGCACACGGACGUUUCAUUUGUGUUUUUUCCUCUUAAAUCAGCAGUCGUCAUUAUUUUGUGCUGCAGUUUGAUUAUCUAGUAAGAAACAAAGAAACUUAGCAGAUAUGUAAAUGAACCAUUCUCCCAGUUGAAUCUAAGAAGUUCUAAGUUAAAUUCAAAGUUUGUUCCAACAAGUAAGUUUUCAUAUUUAAACUGUGACGAAUUAUUAUUAUUUCUCACUUUGUUAAUUGCCUUUUAUUGCUCAUUUAUUGAAGUGUGUUAUUAUAAGACUGUAGUGUGUUGAUGUGCAAUAUUCAAAGGUUAAGCUAAGGGAAGCAAAGAGAUUAGUUUUGCAUUUAAUUUUAUUUCAUAUUUGCACACAUUAGACAACAGAAUACAGUUUAAUCAAAUACAUCACAUGCAUUUAAUAUGUCACACUCAAAGGAAAUCACCUUUCUUCCUACUGAAGAGGUCACUCAUGGAGACUUUCAAGAAGAUAGUGACGCAGAAAGGACUACCCUAUCACAGCAAGCUGACGCUGAUGAGCAAGUUGAAGACACAUCGCAGGCCACACAAUCUCAGGUUGGUGUGGAUGACACACAAAUGAUUCCUGGAAUUAGGAAAUCUGGACGUAUACAAAAGCUCACUGAAAAGGGCAAAGCUCUGUUAGAUGACAAAUUGAAAGAUCUAACUGUAAGUUUUGUAAAGAUGUACAGAAGAUGGAAGUAUCAUAUCAAUGGCUUAAAACGGUCCAUUAAGAAUAAUGAUGCUGAUGAUCUGAUUGAGGAGAUUGUAAAUGCAAUCAAUACCGCACAAGUGGACAUGGACAUUACUUACCUCAAAAUAAGAGCAAUUUCAACUCCUGAACCAGACAUUCGGAGAAUGAAUGACACAUGCCAGGCAUUUACUAGGAUUGCAAAUACAAAUGUUCAACAUUUCCGCAGUGAUGAUGAUACACAAAUCAUAACUUGGCCUGAUGCUAAAUCAGUAUUUGAAAGCACAGUGUCUAGUGUUUCCUCCGUUCAAACCGCUAAGUCAAAGGUUCCUUCCCAAGUAUCCAGACACUCUUCUAUCCUGUCCCUUAAUGCAAAACAGGCGGCAGCCGAAGUUGUGGCUACGCAAGAAAUGAUGAAGAUAACAAAUGCACAACAUCAGCAGAAGGAAGAAAUUCAAAGACUUGAGGUGGAAGAUCAAAUCUUGAAGGCUGAAAGAGAAGCUAUAGAAAAGGAAAUUGAAGCAGAGAGUGCUAAAAAAAGAGCUCAGUUCAUAGCAGAAAGUGCUGAUAGAAAAAUGAAGCUGGAAGGAAAAAAGAGAGAAGUACAAAGGCUAGAAGAACUUAAAGGGCAUGUUGCGGCUCAAGCAAGACUGCAGGUUUAUUCAGAAUCUGUCGAUCCACCACUAGCACUUAACCCUUUAAUGGAUCAAUUUUUUCCCUCUCAAGCACCAGUCUCACAAGCUCUACUUGCGCAACAAGCCAAGCCCAGUCAAGUCCAGCACCCUCAUGAGGUUACAGCCACUAAAUCCCCUCUCCUAUAUCCCUCCAUGUACACCUCAUGUUCUGUUCCACAGCCAACCACUCAAGCCUUUUUAACCUCUCAUGAAGCUACCAAUGACCUUGUGAGAACUCUUGCUGAAGCAAUCACAGCUAAUCGAGUUCCAAUCCCAGAACCUGAAGUGUUCAAAGGAGAUCCUCUCAAGUACAAUGAUUGGAAGCUUUCCUUCUUUACUCUGAUUGAGCGCAAGAACCUGCUAGCUCAAGAAAAGCUCUUCUUUCUACGCAAGUACGUUGGUGGCCCAGCCAAGAAAGCUAUUGAAGGCCAUUUCCUUGUAGGAACAGAAACCGCUUAUCGUGCUGCCUGGGACAUACUUGAAGACAGAUUUGGUAAUCCAUUCAUAGUUGCCAAGUCAUACCGUGACAAGAUACAUACAUGGCAUAAAAUUGCCCCCAAGGAUAGCGAAAAUCUUCGUGAGUUUGUUGAUUUUCUGAGCAGUGUGGAAUCAGCUAUGCCAUAUGUUCAAGGUCUACAAACUCUCAACGACUGUGUGGAAAACCAAAGGAUUACUGUCAAGCUCCCGGAUUGGUUGAGCUCACGCUGGAAUAGAGAAGCAACAAUCUAUCAGGAUGGACACAAAAUGUUCCCGGACUUUAGAUAUUUUGUAAGAUUUCUCAAUAUGGAGGCUCGUAUUGCAUGCAACCCCAUCACAUCAUUGUAUGCUGUGAAGUCAACUGACCAAGAAAGAUCAAAGCCAACAGAACGAGAACAGUCUAAGUAUCAACGAAAUCAAAACUUUAGUGCUAAGACUUUCACCACUAAUACAAUUGAGAAGACAAGCAGCACAUGCAUGUUUUGUAAGAAGAAAGGCCAUACUCUCCAUAGGUGUCUCAAGAUUAGGGAAAAACCUGUUGAAGAAAGAGUUAAAUUUGUACAACUGGAGAAAUUGUGUUUUGGUUGCCUUAGGAUAGGCCAUAACUCCAGAGCGUGUACAUCCAGGAGUGUGUGUGACUUAUGUGGAAAACAUCACCCUACUUGCCUACAUCAAGAUCGUGGGAAGAAAAACCAAGAACAAGCUGUAAGAAUAAAACCAGAAAGGCAAAAUGAAAACGGAGGACACACCAACCAACAGUCUGAAUCAAUUGAAAUACAGCAAGCUACCUCUAACAGAGUUGUUCAAGAGAAAAGCAGCACUCACACUUCAUCUAUUGUUCCAGUCUAUGUCUCCACGGCAAUGGAACCAGACAAGGAAGUUUUAGUGUAUGCGUUACUUGAUAGUCAGAGUGACACAACCUUCAUCCUGAAGGAUGCAGCUGUUACAUUGGGUGCCAGGAAAGAGUCAGUAAAACUUAAAGUGUCCACAAUAACAUCAAAAACAAAAGUGGUGAAUAGCCAAAGGGUGCAAGGACUACAGGUAAGAGGCAUCAGCUCUGACACUAAAAUCAAACUCCCAACAACUUAUACCAGAGAUUACAUACCAGCAAACAGAUCCCAUAUACCCACAAGAACUACCGCAAAGUCUUGGCCUCACUUAGAACAUUUGGCAGAUGAAAUGUCUCCUGAGCUUGAUUGUGAAGUGGGAUUGUUAAUCGGCUAUAACUGUCCACAAGCCUUACUUCCCAGAGAUGUCAUCUCGGGCAAUGAAAACCAGCCAUAUGCACAAAAGUCUGUGUUGGGUUGGAGCAUUAUCGGCUACAGCAGCACUGGUGUGGAUUAUGAUCAUGAGGAUGAAAUCGGUGUGAGCCACCGUAUCAUCAUAAAGAAAGUUCAGCCAGCUACCAAGGCCUUUACUGAGCUCAAGUCUGAGGUACAUUUUGUUUAUAGAACUCAAGUCAAGGAAAUGAUCACUCCAGCAGAUAUACUCAAGGUCUUUGAGGCAGAUUUUACUGAGAAGUUCAGUGAAGAAGUUCUAAUAUCACAAGAAGAUAUUAAGUUCUUGGUGAAGCUGAAAGAAGGAAUCAAGCAAAAGCCAAAUGGACAUUACGAAAUGCCAUUGCCUUUUAAGGAAGAGAAACCAAGCCUGCCAAACAACAAAGUGUGUGCACAACAUCGACUCAGAUGUCUGGGAAAACGUCUUAAGAAAGAUAAUCAAUAUCACAAGGAUUAUGUGGCUUUUAUGGAGGACAUCAUAACAAGAGGUGAUGCUGAAAAGGUUCCAGAGUCAGAGUUAAACGAUCGGACCACGUGGUAUAUCCCUCACCAUGGGGUUUAUCAUCCCCAAAAGCCAGGAAAGAUUCGCGUGGUAUUUGAUUGCUCGGCUAAGUUUCAGAAUACAUCGCUGAAUGAGCAUCUACUCACCGGGCCAGACCUUACAAAUACCCUUGUAGGGGUCUUGUGUCGCUUCCGCAAAGGACGAGUAGCCAUCAUGUGUGAUGUAGAGCGGAUGUUCCAUCAAUUUCAUGUCGCACCAAGUGACCAAGACUAUCUCAGAUUCCUGUGGUGGGAAAGAGGCGAUAUGGAGGCUCCACCUUCAGUGUUCCGCAUGAAGGUUCACUUGUUCGGUGCUGCAUCGUCACCUGGAUGCGCAAACUUUGGGCUCAAACACCUGGCUGCAGAAGGUGAAGGCAAGUUUAGUGAAGCUACAGUGAGGUUUAUUCAGCGCAAUUUUUAUGUUGAUGAUGGAUUAACAAGUUUGGACAGUGAAGAAGAAGCUAUCGAGCUUGUUAGAGAGGCAAGAGACCUCUGCAACACUGGUAAACUCCACUUACACAAAUUCAUUACCAGUAACAAGAAGGUGCUUGCCACAAUCCCAAAGCAAGAACUUGCAGAAGUUGUAGCUGACCUGGACAUGGCCUUGGGUGAGCACAAGAUGGAGCGGGCUCUCGGGGUCCAAUGGUGCAUUAGCUCAGAUAAGUUCCAGUUCAAAGUGAGGGUAAAGGAUCAUCCUUUCACCAGAAGAGGAGUAUUGUCAACAGUGGCCUCAAUUUUUGAUCCUCUUGGAUUUGUGGCACCUAUCAUUCUAAAAGGUAAACAGAUUCUACAAAGGAUGUGCCAAGACAAGGUGGGAUGGGAUGAGCAGCUUCCUGAUGAUCUCAGGCCGCGUUGGGAAGCGUGGCUCCAAGACCUUCAUAAUCUUUCACUGACAAAGUUAACAACGAUCCCAAGACUGGAACUCUCAGCUGCAGUCGUGGCCACAAGGUCGAGUGACCUGCUAAGGAGAGAAAUGAAGAUGGAAGAGAGUUCAGUUCUUGUCUAAUGAAUUUUGGACCAGAUGGAGAAAGGAGUAUUUGCUGAAUCUGCAGCAGAGGAGCAAAUGGAACAAGGACAGGAGAAAUGCUAAAGUGAAUGACAUUGUCCUGUUGCAAGAUGAUGACGCACCAAGAAAUAAGUGGAAGCUGGCGAAGGUAGUUGAAGUCUUCCAAGGAUCUGACGGAAGAGUCAGAAAACUCAAACUGUUACUUAGUGACACAGCACUAGACAUUAGAGGCGCACGCUCACAUAAGCCAGUUUAUUUAGAAAGGUCAAUACACAAAACAGUACUACUGCUUGAGGCCGAAUAAGUAGCCUAGUUCUUCAUUGUUUUGUUUAUAUUUGAAUGUAUAUGCGUUUAUUUACAUCAUUGUUUUAGAAUGUUCUGUUUAGAAAGUCUAUUUUUGUGAUGUGAAUCACACAUUGUGUGAUGGUGGGAGUGUAAAUGCAGCCGGUAUUUUGAAUAUAUUUGAAAUACUCAUGUACUUUUAUUUUGACAUUCCGAAAACCGGAAGUAAGCCCCGUAACCAAAGCGCAGGGACCAAGCGCACAUGUAGCGAUUCAUGCUAGUUUAAUUCUUUAUACUCCCUGUUUCAACUGCGUAUAAGUUUAAGUAUAUUUGACUUUGAAGAUUGCUUCUGGGAAAUGACUCUGCCGUUGGUUGAGAAGCAGGCUAAAGUGGUCAGUAUUACUGUAUUCUUUAUUUGUCAUUUAUGUAUUGUUUUGCAAUAUUUGAUGUCUUUUAUUUUGUUUACUUGAACUUUUAGUUCUACGGUGUUAAAGUGUUAAUAAACAUCUGUGUAUGGAACCGGAGUCUCGCAUUCAAUCG